AUGCUCCGUCAGUAGUUUGCCCACUGCCUUCGUGAUUGGAUGUGUCUAGUGCGUUGUUAGUGAAAAAAAAAUAUAUAUAUAUAUAUCUAUAAUAUUUCUCCAACAGCAGAUAAAUAGCAUUGCCGUGUUUCGUGUGUUGCAUUCUCGGGACGUUGUGGGGAAAGAAAAAGAAAGCGAAGGAAAAAGAUUUUUGUGUGCGUGCGUCUUUGAAUUUUGCGACAAGUAUUUAUUCAAUUUCCUAGCGCAUGUUCAGCUGCAAAGAGUGGGAUCGAUAGUGAAACUAUCAUGUCAAUUUCAAUUGAUUGAUGCGAAUGCGAUUGGCAUUGGGAUAUUAAUCACUGCGUUAAUCAAGAUCGAUCCGAUUGAACAAUUGCGGAAGCGUUCAGCGCCAACUAGGCCACACAAAUCAAAGGCGAGAAAAUGACGGACCACGACCCAACCGGCCGGUCGGAUGAGAAGAAACCAUCCACCUUGUUAACGUCAUCAGAUUGCUAUUGCGGAGUCGGAAAUUCGUUACCGUCAGGUCAGCUGGACAGCAAAAAUCACCUGGUUUGGCGACGGUACUGUGCGCUGGCGCUCGUCUUGUCCGCUCUGAGCGUUCUCUUGUGCGCGGUGACUUGGUCUCAAAACGCGUCAGCUCAUCGGCGUCUUUUGCUAGUCGAACAACGACUAAAGACCUCGCUGACGAUCGACGACCCGCAGCUCGACGCUAAAUUGCAGGCCUUGCUGGACAGCAAACUGAUGCUCUUACCCGCCAGCGCUGAUGCUGGUAGCGGUAGCAGUCAGGCUCGCAGCCGCAUCGCAAGACAAGUCGCUUCAACACCGGCAGAAUGCCUCUGCCCGCCAGGUCCAGCUGGCCCGCCGGGCAAGAGAGGCAAACGCGGUCAGAAGGGUGACGCAGGAGAACCCGGAGUUGCGGGCCCGCCCGGACCAAUCGGCAAAAACGGAUUUCCUGGACUGACUGGCGCACGAGGCUACCCGGGUUUUCCGGGCCCUAUUGGGUUAGAUGGGCCGAAAGGCGAACCGGGCCGUCCCGGCGAGAAGGGCAACAAAGGCGAAACGGGCAACAGCGGUUACGAUCUUCUCUCCACAUCCAAGCAGAACAUCAAGCGAUCUGCCAUCACGACGCAAACCGAACUGUUCGGCUAUGGCACCGUUUACAUGGUCAAGGGUCUAAAAGGCUUGGGUUUCAACAUUGAUCCGGAAUCGAUACUGAUGCUCAAGGGUGAACCAGGAGAUCCUGGACCCCCUGGACCGCCCGGUCCUCCAGGACCGACAGGCUUGCCCGGUAUCGAUGGUCGUUCAGGACCCCCAGGAGAAAUUGGACAGCCAGGAGAUGCCGGACAGCCAGGAUUCCCUGGAUCCCCAGGAGCUCCCGGACUCCCCGGAGCUCCAGGAAUGAUUGGCUCAUCUGGCCCUAAGGGAGAAAAAGGUGAACGUGGACCGAUCGUGAAUGUAGAUGGAAAGAAUUUCCCCGGCGGAAUCAUCGAAGGCCCACCAGGACCACCAGGAGCUCCAGGUGUGCCCGGUGAAAAGGGAGAAGCGGGAGCAAUUGGUCCACCUGGCCGUGACGGAGAAAAAGGUGCUCGCGGCAAACGAGGCAAACGCGGAGAGUCAGGCGAAGCUGCUGAACGCGGAGCUCCCGGACUGCCCGGACCCAAGGGCGAGGUCGGCGAACGCGGUUAUCGCGGUGAAAAGGGGGAGAAAGGAGACAUGGGUCUACCAGGUGUGCAAGGUGAAAGCGGAUUGCGUGGCCCACCAGGUGCCGACGGCAACGAUGGCGAGGUGGGAGCUCAGGGACCGCCAGGUUUACCGGGACUCAUGGGGCCUAAAGGCGAGAAAGGCGAGUACGGUGAUAUUGGUCCCCCAGGAUUGAUGGGACCCCCUGGUUUACCUGGACCACCUGGCUAUCCUGGCGUCAGGGGAGAAAAAGGCGACAAAGGAGAAUCGUCGAUUGGCAGACAAGGUCUUUUCAAACGAAAAUACAAAAAACUCAGGAGAAGACAGCAAGGUGACGGCGCAAUCGAUGGAGUCCUCACUGAAGUUGUCAUGGGAGCUCCAGGACCUCCAGGACCACCAGGACCUUCUGGACUACAAGGUCCACCUGGAAUUAAAGGAGACAGAGGCAAUGAUGGCACUAAAGGCGAAGCGGGCGAAAGAGGUGAAAAGGGCGACUCUGGGCCAAUUGGUCUUCCGGGACCAAUGGGAUUACGCGGAGAGCCAGGACGAGCAGGUGAUACAGGCAAAAUGGGCCCAAUGGGACCAAACGGUUUGGACGGAAUCAAAGGCGGUCGAGGAGAGCCGGGCAGAAAAGGAGAACGAGGCGAACCUGGCCUACCGGGGACGGACGGAAUACCUGGAAUCAAGGGUGAAAAGGGAGAAAAAGGAACUAAAGGUGACCUGGGAAUGAUGGGAAAGAAAGGCAAGAAGGGCGAAAGAGGACCGCGGGGUGAACAGGGUUCCCCAGGAUUGGAUGCGCCAUGCCCGUUAGGUUCGGACGGCUUCCCCGUUCCCGGAUGCGGAUGGAGACCAGGAAACAUACCAUCUUACGGAGUGAGCAGCACCAACCGCCCAGCUGGGCCGCCGACUACGACAACAACCACACCCGACUCCAUUGAUUACGAAGACGAAGACGACUAUGACGAUGUGACGCCCGAACACAACGAGCGCAUCGGACGAUUUAAAUUAAUGGGACAGAUCGGAGGAGGAACCAGCAGCAGUGGAGGCGACAAGGGAGAAAUCAAAUUGAAAAAUGUACAGUAAAAAAAAAAACAAAAAACAAAAGAAAACAAAAAAUUUACAAAACAUUUACCCCAAACAAAUAAAGUAAUAAUAAUAAUAAAAAAAAAAAAAGAGCUCGCUUUUUCCCAUCCCAUGAUCACUAACAAAAAUUACAACACGAGGCCCGAAGAUAGAAAUGAAUUGCGGGAAUCAUUUGGGCCUCGAUGUCGCUCCUUUUUCUUUAAAAUUCUCGUUCUGUGCGCGUUCUUUGUUCAUCAUAACAUAUGCGACUAACAGUAUGACAACACAUUUUCUCGGAAAAUAGAAUCAACUUGUUUGUUUAGUUCUUUUUUCUUUGUCUUGUUUUUAAACUCUUGAACAGUUUGAUGUCUUCGCAAGUAAACAACAAAAAGUUGCAGUGAUUCUGUUUGUUUUCUAAAUACCAUUGUUUUCCGAAAAUCAUGUAAAUUGCAUGCGUUAUAUGACCAUAUACAGGGCGAUUUUUUUCACGAUUAUGUCCAUCCGCUCCAAUGCCGAUCAUACACAAACAUAAAGGAAAAAAAAAAAACAAAAAAAAAAAUUAACAAAAAAUUGUCUUGCCAAAAUGUCUCCGCGAAAUUUGAUUUGAUUUUUCUAUUCAAUAAAUUCAAAAUGAAGUUUCCAUCCAACUCUUCGCUCGUGGCGUCACCGUGUCAUUCUCGGCGUCCCCCAGUUUUUGGCCAACAAUAUCGAUUUAAAAUGCCCGUCUUUUAUUUUUUUUUCAAUUUUUUAAAUAUGCAAUCUGAAAUACUCACCGUGACAUUUGUAUAAAUGUACUGCCUCCCCUCUGCGUCCUCCUGUCACUUCCUUUUUCCCAACUCCACUCUUACUAUAUGCUAUUUAAUUAACAGAACAACAAACGAUUGUUAAAUAUGUAUAACUAUCUCUAUGAACGGUCUUCGAAACGCCAAAAUUCUUUUUCUUUUUUUCUCCUCUUCACGUCUAACUCCCUCCCUUUUUGAAAAAAUCAGAAUAUGGUGUGUUAUUUUCCUCCCUUGCUAACCUCUGUUUACCCAACCGCCCCAAAUCCUAUCACAUUACACAUUGCUGUACAUUUUCAUCACACAGCGUUCACAGAAUCCUCCGCAAACAACAGAUGUUUCACUUUAAAACAUUAAUGAAAUUACAAAAGAAUGAAUGACUACGAACAAAACAAUAGAGAAUCAUCUGGUA
Molecule: messenger RNA, 3933 nt
Organism: Daphnia magna
Lineage: Eukaryota; Metazoa; Arthropoda; Branchiopoda; Diplostraca; Daphniidae
Product: collagen alpha chain CG42342
Exons: 30
Coding region: 421-2763 (780 amino acids)
Biological process (GO): angiogenesis; endothelial cell morphogenesis
Source: RefSeq, a predicted model, not a curated record